Procambarus clarkii (red swamp crayfish) is the source of this 4411-nucleotide messenger RNA. NCBI's taxonomy places the organism in Eukaryota, Metazoa, Arthropoda, Malacostraca, Decapoda, Cambaridae. The record is from RefSeq and is a predicted model, not a curated record.
CCUUUGCGAGUGAGCCUUCCCCAGCGGCGUGGGAACCCCCCUCGGAGACCCAGAGCCCCGAUUGAGGCCUCGGUCGGGUUCAUGGGUGGGUUUUUAGGCAAAAUUUCAUGUGAAGUUGGAGAAAAAUUCAUGGGGCUCGCAGAAGGCAUAUUGAUUUACCGAGAGCAAGUCUGAGAGGAGCCGAUGCACUCGCUGUAUUUCUGUAAUUAGUGAUUUUCUCGCCCUCUGCCAGGCGCUUUGUGUGCAGAGGUUCUGUAAUUUGGAACACAGUCCGCGCAAGUUUCUCCAAAAGACUGUUAACAUUAUUUUCAUUAACAUUUUAGGAAGUUCACACAAAAUGAGAUCAUGUUUUGCCGAGUCGUACCAACGCUUCGGAUAUGCAUCUGUUUUGGUAAACAGUGCAGGACUCGGAAUACGCCCAUUAUCGCGGUGUUGGCAGCCCUGGGAUCAUCGGGCGGUUGUGCAUCAAAAUGACAGAGUUCGGAACCACGCCAUUUGAAGCAGAUUUGAUCCUGGGCAGCCAGUUCCUUCCUGCACUAGCUACUAUUGACAACGAGAAUGGAGAGCCAGCAGCUAGAGUAGGCGUGCUUCAGUGUCGACGUUGUGCAGCCAGCUUCUUGCAGGUCCGCGAGGCAUUGUCUCACUACCGGUUACACGUGUUUGAGACGCACAAGGAGCACUUUACAGUGGUGGUUGGGGGUGCUUGUCCUUUGCCAGGGUGUGCCCUUGGAGGCGACAAGAUCCCUACUAUACACUUCCAUUGUGCAUAUUGCUGUUUUACAUCUACAGAGAUUAUGGACCUUCCACUGCACAUGGAGAGACGCCAUUUAGCCUUCUACCGGGAAGUGAGCUUAGUUCUUCGUGGAGAUGACAUACAGCGCACCAAGGUAUACACAUGUGGGGAGUGUGGCAAGAAAAUCCAAGGUACUGUAUCCAUAGUCCAACAUUUCUUAGCUCAUGAUUCGGACAUGGUGAGGUCUGGGGCUGCCUUAAGUACCAUGUUAAAUGGUGGUGAACAUAAAGACAUGGAACAGUUGCUGCUCAACGGUGACGGCAGAAGUGAGAGUGAGACUGUAGGAAAGGGUCCAUUGCAUACAAAUUUGUGGGUGCUGGAGACCAGACUUCAGAAUGGCUCUGAAGAAGAUAAAAAAUGUGGGGAGGAUGAAAGCAGUCAGGAGAGACUAAGUGGUGCAGGGAUGGAAGCGAGAUGUUUGCAGGGUGUCCCUGUCUCGGCUAGUCAUAUGAACAUCCCAGUAACUCAGACCUUAGACCUAGGAACCCUCCUCCAGAAUGGCAUCAGGGAGAGUGAAGUGACUGAAAAUGGAAAUGUGAUUGAAAAUGCAAGCUAUAAUACUAAUUUCCAAGAACCUUUACAAGUAGAAAUUAAUCCCUUAGACUUGUUGACAACUGUUAUUGAAGAAGACCAGAAAAGUGAUAACCCAGUUCUUCCUGCUGAGCACUUCCUUCUUAGUCUUCCAACUCCAACGCAUUUCUUAGAGGGUGAAGGUGGUGGCCAGGAAGAUUCCACAGACGGCUUUCAGGAUGGCCAGGAGAACGAUGACGAAGGCAGCAACGAUGGCUUUUCUGAUAUACCUAGUGACAUAUUGCUCGACCAUCCUGGGAUAUAUCAGUGUGAUAAGUGUGAAGAAACAUUUAAAUAUCAAUAUCUGUUGGUGACGCACAAACAUCAGGUGCAUCAAGGUGUUAAUGUUCCGUACGAGUGUCAAGUGUGUGGCAUGGAAUAUGUCGUCCUUCAAGAGUUAAAGCGUCAUAUGAUGACGCACUCGGGAGCCACUAUCUUCACGUGUAAUGUGUGCAGCCAAGGCUUCUCAGAUCGGGCAGCUCUCAAAACACAUGCCCUAUCCCAUGGGGGUACUACGGAAAGAGCUAGCAAGUGUGAAUCUUGUGCGUGUGAAUUCCCCUCCAAGUCUGAGCUUACUAGACAUAUUGUCAAGUACCAAGGAACCUGUAAUCCCAACAAAAGUGAGGGAGUAAAAUGUGCCACUUGUGGAGAAGAUCUUCCUACGCUAGAGGCACUGAAAGAGCACCGGCGUACAGCCCACCCCACACCAGAAAUGACGCCAGGGUCUGGUAAAAAAGGAUUUGAAUGCGACUAUUGUGGCAAGACCUUUAACUGUCGCUCUAACCUUAGAGACCAUUUGGUUGUUCACACUGGUGAGAAGCCAUACCCAUGUGAUAUUUGUGGCAAGUCAUUUAGCUUCAUCCACAACAUGAAGACUCACAGACUGACGCAUAAUGAAGGGCGGAAUGAAGUGUGCCCUUAUUGUGAUAAAGCCUACAAGAGCAAGAUCUCGCUCUACUACCACAUGAAGAAGGGCAACUGUAGAGGACUCUCGACCAAAGAGGUGCCAGAAGGGUAUCAUCGAUGUACUGAGUGCCUGCAGAUGUUUGCCAGCGAGGAACGAUUUAAGAUUCACAAGGACAAAGGUCACUGUCAGAUCUCGCACCGCUGUCCACACUGUGGCUUGAGAUGCUCGACGGAAACACGCCUUCAGAAUCAUAUUCAAAAGGGUGUCUGCCAAAAGAAGGACUCUACAUCAACCCCACAUUCGUCAGACACGCCCAAGAGACGUCGUUUAAACAAAGAGCGUGAGAAAGCUCAGGAGGAGAUAGUGUGUGAUCGCUGUAACUAUACCAAAGACUGCUGUUGCACUUUCUCCUGCAAUCAUUGUGGUAAGCGAGUUUUCUCUAUCAUGGCAUACACUUUGCACUCGGAGAGAACGUGCCCCGUUCUCAAGCACAGACGAGAACGCAUUCGAAUGGCAAUCAUGGAGAAGAGGCGGCGCAGAGAGGCGUUAGCUCCAGCUGCAAGAGACUUCCUGGUGCAGCCUGAGCCCACAGUUGAAGUAGAAAGAAAAGUUCAACCUCACAGAGACUAUUUCAGAAUUGGAAGUGAUAGAAACAUUGGUGAGAAUGAUGUUAAAAGAAAAGCUGCCAAUAUUAAAGCAGAAGUGAAAAUCAAAGAGGAAAUAAUUGAGAAAGCUGUAGUUGUUGCAAGCCAAGAGGCUGAAGAUGGAGAUGACAGUAGUUCUGGCAGCCUCACUGAUCUCUCGACAUUUACCUCGCCAAAUAUUCUUCAACCAGUUACUAAUCCUACUGAUGAGUGAUGAAAUGUUUUCAAACUGUUAGUACUUGGGUCGGAGAGCUGUAGGUAUAGACAAAUAUUUAAUUUGUUCCAAGGCCUUCAUAAUUUUAGUCUUCAAAUCUACAGUGCUGACAAAAAAAACAAAAUCAUAAAAUUAAAAGUUAAGCAGAAAUGCAUGUAAACCCAAGUGAAAUAAACUCGUAAGCUGAGCUCCGAGAAACUGAUCUAGUACCUGACUUUUCAUUGUGCCAAAGAAAGGCUAGUGUCAGGGGUGGUAUAUUAGGGAUGCAAUACAGGGUGUCGUUAAAUUUUCCAGGUGAUGUUACUUCUUGUGUAUAAUUUUUUACGUAAUUAUAUGACACUAACCCAAUUUUGAUAUUGGUAUUAAAUUUCUUAUGAGACCUUGCUGUCAACCCCAAGACAGUGUUACUGGUAUUGAAAGAAUUUUCCAUAGGUGAUGACAAUGGCUUAAACAAUACUUCGGAUUAUUAGCUAUUCAAAAGUCAUUGGUUAAGGUUUUGUUAAAGUGAAAAACCUUUGACAUGUUUUUGUAGUUGGCGAGGUUCACAGGUGAAAGGUUCUUUAUCUCCUAUUGGGAUCUAGAGUACAUGUUUUUGUACUUAAAAUGUAAAAUUAAAAAAAAGUAUAGAGAACUUUAUUUAAAGCAAUGCAUUUGCCCAAAAUAUAGAUAGAAAACAAAACCCAAUAAGGAAAUAUUAAAUCUUCUAUGCCAGUUCUGUGUAAAUAUAAUUGUUCUUAAUAUGCUUGCCAAAAGUUAUUUAUAUAUGCAACUGAUAUUCAGUUUGCUCUAUAUAGGUCACAUGUAUUCAGGAAGCAUCUGUCACCCAGUGUUGGUGUGCUGGCAACACCACAGUAAUGAUGACAAUUGUCUGCUUUAUUAAAAUUCAAAAUAGUUGAAGUGCAUAGUUGACAAUCUAGAAUUGAGCAGGAAAUGUCCAACAAGUUGUUUAUAGAUAAGAAAAUUUGAAGACAAACAAUUUGAAAGUACUUUCAAAUCGAGAUGAAAAUGUUCUCAUGUUUAGUUGCAUUGUAUGCUUUUCCGUUCUUUUCGGUAGUUGUAAUUAGUUCUCAGAGAUUUGUAUUUGCUAACCAUAAAAUGGCAUUUAUAUAUUAAAUGAUGUUGAAGUGAAAUCAUUCAAUUAUUUCGUAGGGGUGGUUAUUUUCUGGGGGUAGCCCCGUCGGCUCCCCUGAGCUUAUCCAGGCUGAUAUGCUAAGGUCAGACUUUGGCAUCGGUCAUGUGUAUGGAGUUCUGUGGGCCUACUGGUGACCACGAGCCAGAACUUG